This is a messenger RNA of Ricinus communis (castor bean), 1561 nucleotides long. Its product is annotated as phosphatidylinositol transfer protein 1. The transcript is spliced from 10 exons. The record is from RefSeq and is a predicted model, not a curated record. Gene Ontology annotation, biological process: phospholipid transport. The coding region runs from base 452 to 1300 and encodes 282 amino acids. Lineage: Eukaryota; Viridiplantae; Streptophyta; Magnoliopsida; Malpighiales; Euphorbiaceae.
AAAGAAAAGACAAACUUCCACACACUAGUAAUUCUUUUUUUUUUGGACGCCGGCGACUCUUCAAAGCCAAAGUUUACCAGUCAAAUUGCAUAAUAAUAAGACACGCUUACGCAACAACGAUAUCAUUGGUAAUAGAACCGACUCUUUGUUGAUCUUCUGUCCAAACUAAAAAAAACUACCUCUUCUUCCAGCGCCAACGCCCGCCUCUGACUUUGUGCUUUCUUCUCUAUCUGAUCACCCCAGCUAUUGUAAUCCUCUUUUUUCUUCCACAAAACUGAUUCUUUUAAGUUGUAACUCUGUUAUCAAAGCAAAUAGACUUUAAGGCUAACUUCGUUUUAGCAGCUUUAGUGUCUAUUUCAUCUGGGUUGCUGAUUUGCUAGCAAGAAAAAGGAGAGAAUGGUCCAAAUCAAGGAAUUUUUUGAUGGGGUUUUUCCUGUGAAGCCGAAUUGUCAUGCCAAUAUCAUUGGAAGAGUAUCAGAUAGCCCAGAUGUAUAUGGUAAUGAAGAUGCAGCAAGAGACUACAACUAGUACAGAGGGUGUUGAGGUGUUGGAGAAUAGGCCCUUGGAAGAUGAUGUAUUUGGAGAGUGUCAGUACACAUCCAAAGUUUAUCGCUUGCAGAGCAAAGCGCCUACUUGGCUUACAGCUUUUGCACCAGCUGAUGCUCUCAUCAUGCAAGAAGAAGCUUGGAAUGCAUACCCAAGAUGCAAAACAGUAAUCAAGUGCCCAUACUUCACCAAGUUUUCCUUAACUGUGGAAACUAUUCAUAGGGAUGACAACGGUCAGUCAGAAAAUGUACAUGGUUUAUCGAAAGAGCAACUAGCAUCCAGACAGGUUGAAUAUAUUGAUAUAGCUUCAGCUGCUACAGAUUAUUGGAGCUAUGCUAUUGGUAGUAACAGUAUAGACUUCUCUAAAUUCAAAUCUUUAAGAACUGGCCGUGGUCCACUUUUGGAUGGAUGGCAGGAUAGGUGUAAACCUGUGAUGACAGCAUACAAAUUGGUAACAAUUGAUGCACCAUACUGGGGUUUUGGUUAUCGACUUGAACAGGCUUUACUAGCGGGUGAAAGGGCUCUUUUUCUAGAGAGUCAUCGGAAUUGUUUUGGUUGGAUUGACGAAUGGUUUGGGAUGUCAAUGCAACAAUUACGUGAACUUGAGUUGCAGAGUAAUUCUUCAUUAAAUAAGAAAAUUGGAAUGACAAGUUCAGAAGGAUUUGAUCAGAGAUUGUGCCUUGACAAGAAAGACACUGACAGCAACAGGUUUCAACUUAAAUCUGAGAAGCAUGAACUUGCUGUCGAUACUUAAACGGUGGAAGAUUGAGUUGACAUGGGCAGAUCUGUUAGGCAGCAAAAGGGAUGGUGAAUCACCACCAUAUUGCAAUUGCUAUGAUGAUUAUUUAUUUUGAGAAGUGAUAACUUGGUCAUCCUUUGCAGAUAUUGUAAAUUGAUACAUGAACAUGAUUCUUUUUGGAGGCCAUAGUUAUGCCAUAUGUAUACCAGCAACAUUCUUUACAGGAAGUUUUUGAAAUUUCCUGUGCAAUUUCAAUCAUAAAUUCAUAGUUUUUCA